GGAGUGCUUUCUGCUAUAAUUAUUUGAGAUACUCGUCACCGACUUUUGGCUAUUCUUUACGGACAUUCUCUCGACUGCUUACGAUUUGGUUUGCGACAUAUUUUCUUUCAACCGACUACUGCUAUUUACCUGGACUUCCGAACUGCAUACGAUUUGGUACUAUUCUCACGAUGAGGUGCUUUUUAUGUGAUGUUGUUUUGUGCAAUGAGAUACAACGUUACAAGUUAUCAGAUAUUGGCCUAGAAUUAAGUGCAGUUUUUGCUGAUAUAUUAAACCGUGAGAUUGAUUGUGAUGGCUACUUGUGUGAAGAUUGCCUAACAUCGGCUGUAAAUCGACUAUCUCUUGAAUUAAGAACUCAGGUUGCAAGUCACUGUAUUUGGUGUAAAAAGUCAAUACUUGGUCAUCAUUCUCAUCGAUUACCAAACGGCCCUGAGAGAGAUCAUAUAGCUUUGCGUAUAUUACCACGACAGAUACAACCUGAGCAUAGAGUUUGCUAUGCCUGUUGGCUUGCAGCUCGUAGAAAUGUUCAACGAGCGCAGAUGCAAGAUCAAAAUAGAGCUGAACCUCCUGGACAACUUGUAGAUCAAUCAUCUACAUCUCAGCCUCAACUAUCCAUAUCUCAGCCUCAACCUUCCACAUCUCAGCCUCAACCUUCCACAUCUCAGCCUCAACCAUCCACAUCUCAUGCUUCAAUUUGUGUUUGGUGUCAGAGAUCAAUUGCCAGAUGUCAUUCUCAUUCUUUACGAGAAGGUCCUGAAAGAGAUGUCAUUAUGGCAAGACGUAUCUCACCCAGAUUGAUUGAACUUCAUAGUAGAGUUUGCUAUGCAUGUUGGCUGUCAGUUCGCAGAAAUGUGGCAGAAGAGGUUACCCCUGAAAGUGCAAACACUAAUUUCAGCCAACAGCAAACAUCCAUUUCAAAUAUAUUGUCAAAUGUUAGAAACAUUUUAAAUGUACAAUUUGUACCGCUUCAUAUGGGCAUUGGCCAUUUACCAAGAAAUGAUACAUUGUAUCGGAAUUUGACAAUACCACAAGGUCUGUUUGGUGGUGAGGAAGGCGGCAGUAGGAGAGCUAUCGUCAUUUGUGAUGGGACAUAUGUUUAUUUACAAAAAUCAUCGAAUUAUUUGUUUCAAAAAAAAAUCAUACAGCCUACAUAAAUAUAAAAAUCUAAUAAAACCAUUUUUAAUUGUGACAACAGAUGGUCAUAUAUUAGAUAUUUAUGGUCCCUAUGCUGCAACUGUGUCAGAUGCAAAUAUAAUGAAACAAUUGUUUCAAAAUGAAAACAGUGAGCUACGCCAAUAUUUCCGAGAAGGAGAUGUUUUUAUCUUAGAUAGGGGAUUCAGGGAUGCUAUUGACUUUUUAAGAUCUUUAAAUUAUAAUGUGUUUAAACCUGAAUCCCUAGAACCUGGUGAGACACAGUUGCCAACAUUAAGAGCCAAUAAGUCCAGACAUGUCACAAUGUGUAGAUGGGUAGUGGAAGUUGUAAACGGUCGAUUCAAAAGAGAUUUUAAAAUAGUAAGAAAUGAUUUUAGUAACAAUGCUGCUACCCAUGUAAUGAUGGACUUUAGAAUAGCAGGGGCCAUAAUAAAUGCUUUCCAUGUACCCAUCACAGAUAGACCGGAUGCUCCCCUAAUUUUAGAGCGUGCCCUACUCAAAUUAAACGUACCCAAUGUUCUGGGGGAUUAUAUUAUAGAAAAUAAUUUAAAUAGAAGAAGAGUGUCUUUUAAUAAUAUAAAUGCGGAACAAAUUCUCUUAAAUGAGUUCCCGAGAAUGACAAAGUCUGAUUUGAUUUUAUUUGCACUGGGCACUUAUCAAAUUAAGCAGGCGCGCUCUUAUUAUGGGGAGCACAUUAGGCAAAAUGGCUCUUUUAUAAUAGAGAUAUGUCAUGAUAUCGAGCCUGUCCAUAUGCCAAGUUCUAAUACUGAAACGAUUUUAUUUAGAGGACGAAUCAAAUCUAGGCUUCGUAGUGGUAAGAUAUAUU
Molecule: messenger RNA, 1978 nt
Organism: Hyposmocoma kahamanoa
Lineage: Eukaryota; Metazoa; Arthropoda; Insecta; Lepidoptera; Cosmopterigidae
Exons: 5
Coding region: 171-1154 (327 amino acids)
Source: RefSeq, a predicted model, not a curated record